GCAGGUUCUCUAUACGCGUAGAAUUUCAAUGACAAUGAAAGUUUGGAGUGAGUUGAGCGUCCACAGGGAUAGCGUUGAUAACAAUGCUAAUACGCCCUUUGAGUUCACUGAAGCUAACAUGAUGCGUAUAGCUGCAUUGAUACAAAACUAUCCAGUCGGUGCUCAAAAGGCCGCGGUGGGAGCGUGCCUGGAUAUAGUGCAGCGUCAAAUGGGUUGGAUACCCAUAUCAGCGAUGCACAAAGUGGCAGAAAUCCUGAGCAUGCCACGGAUGAGGGUUUACGAAUGGGUUUCGUUCUACACUAUGAACAAGAGGCAUUUUCGAGGUCAAUUUCACAUCCAAGUAUGCACAACAACGCCGUGCAUGCUGCGAGGUGCGGAAGAGAUCCUUGAUGCUGUGGAGCAGUCGUGCUGUUGCUGCGCUGGAGGAUUGUCAGCUGACGGCAUGUUCGGAGUAGACAUCGUGGAGUGUCAAGGCGCCUGUGUCAAUGCGCCUAUGUUUGUUGUCAACGAUGACUAUUAUGAAGACGUCGAUGCAUCAGACGUAUACAAUAUAAUUCAAACACUCAGAUGCGGCGGUAUACCACCUCCUGGACCGCAAAAUGGAAGAUUUGCUGCGGAGCCACUGUGUGGUUUGACGAGUCUGUGCGGCCCACCGCCGCCGCCGGGGCACGGCCUGCAGGACGCUCUCAUGGGAAUGCCUACUUGUCCCGGUUCAGGAAGAUAGCUUAUCCAUUGUUAUAUCAAAUAUUGAAUUGCGAAUACUGUUAAUAAAU
This is a messenger RNA of Manduca sexta (tobacco hornworm), 773 nucleotides long. Its product is annotated as NADH dehydrogenase [ubiquinone] flavoprotein 2, mitochondrial. The record is from RefSeq and is a predicted model, not a curated record. Gene Ontology annotation, molecular function: NADH dehydrogenase activity. Gene Ontology annotation, biological process: mitochondrial electron transport, NADH to ubiquinone. The coding region runs from base 29 to 724 and encodes 231 amino acids. Lineage: Eukaryota; Metazoa; Arthropoda; Insecta; Lepidoptera; Sphingidae. The transcript has 5 exons.